Molecule: messenger RNA, 351 nt
Organism: Protopolystoma xenopodis
Lineage: Eukaryota; Metazoa; Platyhelminthes; Monogenea; Polystomatidea; Polystomatidae
Source: the annotation of a GenBank genome assembly
AUGAAAUGGACCAGCAACUACUGUCACCCGAAAUCCGGCAUUACGCCCACGAUUCACAGAACUGACUCGUCGCAUCCGGUGCGAAGUCAGCCGCAGAAAAGGCCGGAAAGACAGAACUUCCACGAAAUUGUGGCGAUCCCCCGUCUAGUCACCGUCAGCUUCAAGGUGGAGCCCAGUUGCCUGAUGUGUGCUGUUUUGCAAGCAACUGGCCCAUUUCACACAGUCCGUAUGGCCGGUUGCUCGAGUCGUGAGGAGUGGGACAGCAGAAAUGAGGUGGGCUUCGCAGCAGACACGCAACUCCUGCCCGGUUUGCAUCCGUUUCAGGCCUGUCUCGAUGCAAGCAGGAAUUGA